Colletotrichum higginsianum IMI 349063 is the source of this 693-nucleotide messenger RNA. RefSeq names its product Exonuclease. Gene Ontology annotation, molecular function: 3'-5'-RNA exonuclease activity; nucleic acid binding. The transcript is spliced from 2 exons. The record is from RefSeq and is a predicted model, not a curated record. NCBI's taxonomy places the organism in Eukaryota, Fungi, Ascomycota, Sordariomycetes, Glomerellales, Glomerellaceae. The coding region runs from base 1 to 693 and encodes 230 amino acids. Gene Ontology annotation, cellular component: mitochondrion.
AUGAACUUCCUCAAUCCACUCAAACCCAAGGCGGCUGUUCCCGAGAUGCAGCCUGCAUCGGACGGACCCCUUGUGUGGAUUGACUGUGAAAUGACGGGGCUGGACCCGGACAAGGAGGAAAUCAUUGAGAUAUUUUGCAUCAUCACGACCGGAAACCUGCAAGUGAUCGACCCCGAGGGCUGGGGCUGCGUGGUGCACCAGACCGAGGAGCGAAUGGCACAGAUGGAUGACUGGUGCACGCGGACGCACAGGGAUAGCGGCCUGACGGCGGCGGUCAUCCAGUCGACAACGACGGCGGAGCAGGCGGCAGAAGAGUUACUCGCCUACAUCCGGAAGCACGUCCCGAAGCCCAAGACGGCGCUGUUGGCCGGCAACAGCGUGCACGCGGACCGGUCGUUCCUCAACAAGGCGCCGUACCGCAGGGUGGUCGACCAUCUCCACCACCGCAUUCUCGACGUCAGCUCGCUCAAGGAGGCGGCGAGACGUUGGUGCCCGUCGCAGGUUGUGGAUGGCGCUCCCGCCAAGCAGGGCCUUCACCAGGCCAAAGAGGACAUCCUCGAGAGCAUCGACGAGGCCAGGUAUUAUCGGGAGGCCAUCUUCGGAUUGGCAUGGAGACGGGAAGGUGACAGUGCCCAGGAGACGCCCAUCAGCGAGCGCGACGAGGACGAGGCGUGGGCAGAUAACCUGCUGUAG